AUGGCUCCUGUGGCUACCGCCUUUCUUCUGCUGGCAUUCAGCCAAUGCAUUCCUGCUGCGCUGAUCACCAAUCUUCCUGGAGCACCAAACGCAAAUUUCAAGCAGUAUUCGGGCUACUAUACGGUAGGGUCCACAAAAAAUCACCAACUGCACUAUUGGUUUGUUGAAUCACAGAAUAAUCCAGCAACAGACCCGCUAUUAGUGUGGUUGACCGGCGGACCAGGAUGUUCUGGCCUAUCUGCUCUCUUGACCGAGUGGGGACCAUUUAUGGUCAACGAUGAUGGGGCAACGCUAAGGACUAAUCCCUACUCAUGGAACAAAAAGGCUUCUAUACUCACACUGGAAUCUCCUGCUGGAGUAGGAUACUCAUUUGCUACUGAUAACAAGUUGAAGACUGGAGAUGACCAGACUGCUAGCGAAAACUGGGAAGCUUUGGUGGCAUUCUUCAACGGGUUUCCACAGUACAAGAAUAAUGAUUUUUACGUCACUGGAGAAUCUUACGGAGGUGUCUAUGUUCCUAUGCUCAUGCAGACAAUUCUCGACAGGCAAAAUCAAACUCAUAUCAACAUCAAGGGUUUCGCAAUCGGGAAUGGUUGCGUAUCGGAAAACGACGGUACAGAUGCUUUGGUUAACUUUGAGUAUGCCCGCGGAAUGAUUGAUGAUAGGCGAGUUUACGACUUGCACAAAUGGGAGCGGAUAAAAUCGCAGUGCUGCAAUAACGAUACCGAUGGAUGUCCAUUCCAUUCAUUCAACGAACUUAGUUCAUGUGGCGUGUUUGUCCAGACCACAACGACUAGUGCUUGGGAAGGCGGUAUCAAUCCUUAUAAUAUGUAUGAUAAUUGUGUAAACACACCCGGAACUGAAGUAUCAACGCGAUUCCGUUUGGAGUAUAAACUCCGUACAGGAAAGGAGCUGGAUGUGUCCCAGCUUUCUACUGUACCAUGCAUGAACGAGACGGCUGUCACCGUAUACCUUAAUAGACCAGAUGUUCGUAAAGCCAUCGGAAUACCUACUUCACUAGGACCAUGGGCUAUCUGCAGUGACACCAUCAGCAAUACUUAUAAUCGACAGUAUGGAGAAAUGGCAUCACGGGUAAAGAAUGCACUGAAUCAGGGGCUUAGAGGAAUGAUCUACAGUGGUGAUGUUGACAUGGCUUGCAAUUUCCUGAUGGGACAAAGAUUUUCGCGCAAACUGGGCCUCCAAGAAGUCCAAAACAAGAAGCAUUACAUAGUUGAUGGACAAGUUGGAGGCUAUCACACCGAAUAUCAAAAUCUCCAUUUUGUGACAGUUAGGGGCGCUGGUCAUAUGGUCCCCACCGACAAGCCAUCCGUCGCAUAUCACAUCUUAGAUUCAUUCUUGUAUAAAAAGAGCUUCUGA
Messenger RNA from Cylicocyclus nassatus, 1377 nucleotides. NCBI's taxonomy places the organism in Eukaryota, Metazoa, Nematoda, Chromadorea, Rhabditida, Strongylidae. The record is from the annotation of a GenBank genome assembly.